UUUCUACUGAUCAAAAAGAUCUAAAAUCCGCCAUUGAAGAAGUUUUACUCAUCAAAAAGAUCUAAAAUCGGCCAUUGAAGAAAUUUCUACUCAUCUAAAACAAUCCAAUCCACCAUUGAACAUGAGCACUCCAACUAAUGAGGUUUCUAGGGAGAAAGAAGAAGUCUCUACUGAUCUAAAAUCCGCCAUUGAAGAAGUUUCUCAGGAGAAAGGAGAAGUUUCCACUGAUCAGUAGAAACUUCUUCAAUGGCAGAUUUUAGAUCAGUAGAGACUUCUUCAACUGAAGAGGUUUCUAGGGAGAAAGGAGAAGUCUCCACUGAUCUAAAAUCCACUGUUGAAGAAGUUUCUAGCGAGAAAGGAGAAGUCUCCACUGAUCUAAAAACCACCGUUGAAGAAGUUUCUAGUGAGAAAGGAGAAGUCUCCACUGAUCUAAAAUCCACUGUUGAAGAAGUUUCUAGCGAGAAAGGAGAAGUCUCCACUGAUCCAAAAUCCACUGUUGAAGAAGUUUCUAGUGAGAAAGGAGAAGUCUCCACUGAUCUAAAAUCCACUGUUGAAGAAGUUUCUAGCGAGAAAGGAGAAGUCUCCACUGAUCCAAAAUCCACUGUUGAAGAAGUUUCUAGUGAGAAAGGAGAAGUCUCCACUGAUCUAACAUCCACUAUUGAAAAAGUUUCUACACAUCUAAAAGAAUCCAAUCCACCAUUGAAGAUGAGCACUCCAACUGAAAAGGUUUCUAGGGAGAAAGGAGAAGUCUCCACUGAUCUAAAAUUCAAUCCACCAUUGAAGAUGAGCACUCCAAUUGAAGAGGUUUCUAGGGAGAAAGGACAAGUCUCCACUGAUCUAAAAUCCACCAUUGAAGAAGUUUCUGCUCAACUAGAAGAAUUCAACUACGAGGAUUGGAUUUCAAAGUUGACUAACCUGACGGUAUUGGUCUACAAUUUUGCCGACCAGCAUUUCCCGUCAAGUAAACAACAGAAAAUCUCUGACAUCGAGCAUCAAAUUCGUUUGUGCAUCAAAGUCCUCGAAUCAGUUCCUCAAGAGAAGAGGGAAUCAAAUCGUGAACGUACAGUAUUCGAGUAUCUAAAAGGAAGGUUUUAUAAUGCGAUUCCUGAUGUUUAUAAGGAGGAAGCAGAGCGUCAUCUACAGAAAUCUAUUGAAAUAAAUCCGCAUCUGCGGAAUGCUUGGAAUUGCCUCGCCAGUUACUUUACCAAGAAAGGGGAUUUCGAUAGAGCUGAAAAAUACUAUCAGAUUGCCCUUAAAAUGGGUAAAGAAAAUACCAUAAUUUUACGUGAACUUGCAGCCCUUGAACUGAAGCUUUCACGAGGUGAAUUUUCUGAAAAUCCAGCCAGCACAUUGAAGAAAGCAUCAAAUAUGCCCAAAGGACGCUCGUUCUGGAUGACAAGGAUGGAAAUUGUAUAUAUACCUUAGGAUAGGAUGUGCAUAUUUCAAUUACUUUCUUCUGAGUGGAGGACGGGAUCACAAUAAUCUUCAACUGGCAUUAGAGGCAUACAAAAAAGCUAAAAUCUAUGUUGCAGUGAAGUCAAACCCACAUCUUGAAUACGACUGUAGCAUGCUGUUAAGACAUGAUGAAUGAGAUUGUGAAGGAUGCAUUUGAAUUAGGUGAUCCUGCUUUUCAGUUUAAGCGUAAUGAGAAGAAUAAGGGGAAGAGUAAGAGAAAGAGUAAGGGAAAGAGUAAAGGAAAGAGUACGGAAACAAGCUUGCCUGACCUGAUCCAAUCACUUGCUAAUAUUGAUGGGAAGGCUUUACAUUCUUCUUAGAUAUUGAACUGUAAACAAUGAGGUAUAUGAUUUAGCUAUUUAUCUAUUAGUUGAGGUAAUAGAGUGCUUUCUGGCAGUGAAUCCUCCAUACAACAGAGCAACAAUGGAUCUCUUAACUGAAGGCCCUAACAAAUGGAUGGCAGUUAUAGCAGCAGUACGGUGCUUAGUUAAAUAUGAGUAUAAAGCUCCAGUAUACUAUAUGCUCUGUGUCUCUGAUGAGAAUAGUUUUGUACUUACAGUGUUCGGCAUACAGAAGGAAGCAAUGAAACAAGGAGAUCAGGUCACACUAUUGGAUCCCAUUUGCAAAUUUGUUGAUUUUGAAUGGGAAGGAAAGCACUAUCAAUUCAAGUCUGUGCGAGUUAAUCUUCUCGAGCAAGUCCUUGUAAAUGGAAAUGCCCUGUCUCCUAAUUUUGCCAUGCAUGAAUCACUACAAUAGGCAUAACUGAGGACAAAAUACUCGUCUAUUACGUGCUGGUGUGGGAACUUGAAAUGAGAAAAACUCUACUGCCUGUGUAUUUUUUUUUUCCAAUCUGACAAUGCCAUUUCCUCUGAUGAUAUAUUUUUUUGACAUUUGACAGAGAUGACUAGUAUGUAGUAAAACUUGUGUUCACUUUGUAGUUCUUUGGUCAAAUCCAAUUCAGUUUGUGGUACUGUCCUGCUA
Solanum tuberosum (potato) is the source of this 2436-nucleotide messenger RNA. RefSeq lists its product as uncharacterized. The transcript is spliced from 11 exons. Gene Ontology annotation, molecular function: protein binding. Lineage: Eukaryota; Viridiplantae; Streptophyta; Magnoliopsida; Solanales; Solanaceae. The record is from RefSeq and is a predicted model, not a curated record. Bases 247 to 1425 code for a protein of 392 amino acids.